Messenger RNA from Oryza brachyantha (malo sina), 2124 nucleotides. Its product is annotated as ankyrin-3-like. Gene Ontology annotation, cellular component: plasma membrane. Lineage: Eukaryota; Viridiplantae; Streptophyta; Magnoliopsida; Poales; Poaceae. The record is from RefSeq and is a predicted model, not a curated record. The transcript is spliced from 5 exons. Gene Ontology annotation, molecular function: protein phosphatase 1 binding; protein phosphatase regulator activity. The coding region runs from base 1 to 2124 and encodes 707 amino acids.
AUGUCGAGUCCCCCACCGGCAUCAUCUCGCAGUGAUGAACAGAUAGAGAAGCUGAAGAAGGAUCUGCUGCGAGCUGCAAGAGAAGGAAAUGCCGAUCUCCUACGCCAGCUGCUGGAUGGGAAGCAGCUGGAUGCUUCAGCCGAAGGUUGUUCUCAUUUCAUCAGCAAGUUGGUAACUUCUUGUUGUACGGGCAACGGUGCCACGGUUGAAGUUGUUGUUCGAAGAAGGGAUGACAAUUCUCUAGACAAUAAUGGUCCUGCAGAAGACACAGAAGUGGGUGAAAUUGUUGAUCAGGCUAACACUAAUAACAGUGAUACUGUGUCAUCUGAAGAUGUUAUAGAGAUCCUACGGAAUGUUUGUCUGCUUCAUGUCGUAGCAGACAGUGGCGAUGGUGAAAACCACAGGAAAUGCGCGACGGCGAUCCUCGAGAAAGACCCAACGCUCUUCUCUGCGCGCGACGACAUGAACUAUACUCCCCUGGACCGUGCACUGAGGGCUCGUCAUGCCGAACUGGUCUUGCAUCUCCUCGAAUUCGUGGACGGAGUUACUGAUGAGGAACAAAAAACGGUUACCUCCCGAAGCACAAAUGACCCUUCGGUGAGGCCAAAGGACGGCAUGUCUCCGCUAUACGUCGCCGUCUCCUUGGGAUACAGCCAAGUCGUCAUUGAUAAUCUAAUCACCACUUUUGGCCAACACCUGGCCUAUUACGGACCAAACGGCCAAAAUGCGCUACACGCCGCAGCUAUUCGGAGUGAAGCUCUUACCAGAAAAAUUGUGGAAAAGAAAAAAGAUCUCAUAAACGAAUCUGAUGGGGACGGAAGUUCGCCUCUUCACUUCGCGGCAUCCGUUGGAAUCAAGGGCAUAACAAAAUUACUAAUUGAUAGCGCAAGAGAACAAAACGUGAUCCAGAUGCCAGAUAACGAGGGCAUGUUCCCCAUCCACAUAGCUUCUUCAGUCGGCGCCAUGGACGCAAUCGAGUCGCUGAUCGAUGCUGACGACUUGUCUUCAGCUGCCGUUCGCAACGCUGAAGGCAAGACCUUUCUUCAUAUCGCGGUCGAGAACGGAAACCGCAGCGUCGUCGAGUUCGUGUGCGUAGAACCGAGACCAAAGCUGAUGGAAAUUUUGACCAUGUUCCUAUGGAGAAAACCGAGAGAGAAGUUGGUGCACGUUCUGAACAUGAAGGACAAUGACGGAAAUACUGCAUUGCAUCUGUCUGUUCAGAAAAGAGACGAGACCAUCUUCAGCUAUCUGUUGGGGAACAAGUACGUGGAGCUCAGCCAUGCCAACAACAAAGGCUAUACACCACUCGAUCUUGCAAGCAAGAUAAGGACCGGGAAUCCGUUCGCCUCUCCUCAGAACCCGACGGAAUGGAUGAUCAGGGUAUUGGCUCAUUCCGGAGCUCAUUUAAGUCCUCGUAGACGUGACAAAUUUAUCCGUGCUCCCUGCUCAAUGAAGGAAAAUAAGGCGAAGUCUGGAACACACGGGGAUAACCUUUCACGGUCGAGCGAGAGCGUCUUGGUUGCAUCGGUGCUGAUAGCGUCGGUGACUUUCGCCGCCGCGUUCACCAUGCCAGGGUCGUACAAGACGAGGAGCCCCAAGGAAGGCACGCCGGCGCUCGGCGCCGGCUACUUUUUCAAGGUCUUCCUCGUCGCCGACAUCUUCGCCUUCUUCUUCUCCGUGGCGGCGACCUACAGCCUCGCCGAGUACGGGAACCGGGCCACCGUGGACCCUCUGGUCCGCUGCGCCUACGCGCGCCGCGCCGUGCGGCUGUUCCACGUCGCGCUCAGGAGCAUCCUCGUCGCCUUCACGCUCGGCGUUUCGGUGGUGAUGCUGGACAUCUCCGUCAGCGCCGCCGUCGUCGCCGGCGUGCUCGCUUCCAUCUUCGUCGUCUACGGAAACGUCCCGCUCGGCCAUGAUCUCAGGCUUCUGCGGGUGAUGUUCCACAGGUUCGGCGUCACGGUUUCUUGGCCGCUGCAUCCGGCCACCAGCACCAGUCUGGGCUGGACCUCCCGGCGGCUUCAAAGCUUCUCCGCGACACUCGUCUGGAACCUGGUCAAACUUUUCUGGACGUAUGGCCUCAUCUUUGCGGUUGCUCGCGUUGCUCAACUGAAGCAGAAAAGUUGA